Messenger RNA from Trachymyrmex septentrionalis, 1668 nucleotides. RefSeq names its product protein translation factor SUI1 homolog (gene eIF1). Gene Ontology annotation, biological process: translational initiation. The transcript is spliced from 4 exons. Bases 1 to 639 code for a protein of 212 amino acids. The record is from RefSeq and is a predicted model, not a curated record. Gene Ontology annotation, cellular component: eukaryotic 43S preinitiation complex. NCBI's taxonomy places the organism in Eukaryota, Metazoa, Arthropoda, Insecta, Hymenoptera, Formicidae. Gene Ontology annotation, molecular function: RNA binding; ribosomal small subunit binding; translation initiation factor activity.
AUGUGCAUUAAAACGUCACCACAAUGCCGGCGAAUCGCGCGCUUUUGCGGCCAAUCCCACGCUUACUUUAGGAACGCACUGACCACGCGCAACCCCACCCAUCGCGCCGUGACAAAUGCAACUUUUACUUCCGGCUGCGUACACGGCCAUCGCGCUUGGCUUUCAUCGAAUCCGUUUGUGCUCUGGUGGUGUUCACGCAACAUUCAAGUGCUGAUCUUAGCAACAUCUCUCCACGUUCCUGCUCCUACGACUGUCAUCUGCGCUCCGCAGUUCUAUAUCAUCCGAGGGAUCUCUUUUGUUUGUCGUAUGUCCAUCCAGAAUCUCAACACAUUCGACCCCUUUGCAGAUGCAAUCAAGGGUUCAGACGAUGACGUACAGGACGGCCUCGUUCAUAUAAGGAUCCAGCAGCGGAAUGGUCGCAAAACCUUAACAACGGUGCAAGGACUUUCCUCGGAAUAUGACUUGAAGAAAAUCGUGAGAGCAUGUAAAAAGGAGUUUGCCUGCAAUGGGACAGUAAUAGAGCACCCGGAGUACGGGGAGGUGCUGCAGCUGCAGGGGGACCAACGAGAGAAUAUAUGCCAGUGGCUAACAAAGUCGGGUCUGGCAAAACCUGACCAGCUCAAAGUCCAUGGUUUUUAAUCAAUUAACAACAACAGCAACAAUUACCAUCCAUGCCACAACCCACAACAACAGCAGACAGCUCCAUCCCUCGUCAGCUCUACAUGAUCAUCUCAAAUUGAAUCUGUAUAUCAUUCACUAAACUUCUCGUGGGAUAUCCCGAUUAUACUAUCACGUCAUCAUUAUAAAUACAUAUAUAUAUGUAUAUACAUACAUAUAUGUAUAUAUAUACACAACACGCGCGCAUAUAUAUUUCAAUAAUAAAAAGAGGAAGUAAGAAAACGAAAUAGAGAAGGAAAUAAACAAUAGAGGAAUAAAAGGCGAAUAAAAGAAAGAAGGAAGAGAUAUAGCGAAAGAAAGGGAAGAUAUAUAGGCAUAUAACCAGCGUAUACCUAUAGGCAAUAUAUCUAUUCUAAUCAGAAUCUUUUCUUGAGAUAAAAAGCAAUACGUCACACUGUAAGCCUUAUGUUAGGUGAUAGCGGCUGUUGAGGUAGGGAUUGCCCUGUCUUACAGCAGUGGAUAGUACACAUCUGAUUUUGAUAAACAUCGUGGAAGAGAAGCGGGAGGAGAAGCAUAGAUGAACGAGCGAUAAUUAGCAGCGCCGGAUGGAUGUUCGUUCUUGCAUUAGGUAGUAUGUAUCUGGGCGCGAUAGACGUGUUUCGAGAAGGCAGUAAAAUUGUAGGUUGAUUGACUCGGGCUCUCUUCCUCUCCUCGCGUCCAUCACAUUCUCUGCGAUCCUUCGUAGGAACGAUAUAAGAUUUUUCUUUUUCUUCUAUUUUUUAAUGUUUUUUUUACGUUUGUAAUUGAAAAUUGAGAGAGAGAGAGAGAGAGAGAGCGCUUUCCGCUCUUGUGUCCUUUUGUGAUGAUUUGUUGAAUAUUUGUAGGGCCGAUUUUGAUUCUUCCUUUCGCGUAAAGGACACCCCUCCUUCGCCCCGUAUCAUAUCUUCACUCUUGCUUUCCAUCCCCUUUUAAGGCAGUAAUUAAAUGACGAAUUGUUUUGAAAUAAUAAUAAUGAGAGUUAAUAAAAUGUGGCUGUUCUAGAUAAAUAAA